AUGGCGGCGGUGGCGGCGGGCGGUCUGGUGGGGAAGGGGCGCGACAUCAGCCUAGCGGCCCUGCAGCGCCACGACCCCUAUAUCAACCGCAUCGUGGACGUGGCCAGCCAGGUGGCUCUGUAUACUUUCGGCCAUCGGGCCAACGAGUGGGAGAAGACUGAUGUGGAAGGGACUUUGUUUGUUUACACAAGGUCUGCCUCGCCAAAGCAUGGAUUCACCAUUAUGAAUAGGCUCAGCAUGGAAAAUAGGACAGAACCCAUUACUAAAGACCUGGAUUUCCAACUCCAGGACCCUUUCCUUCUCUACAGAAAUGCCAGAUUAUCCAUUUAUGGAAUUUGGUUUUAUGAUAAGGAAGAAUGCCAAAGAAUUGCAGAGCUUAUGAAAAACCUAACUCAAUAUGAACAACUGAAAGCCCAUCAAGGAGCUGGAGCAGGAAUCUCCCCAGUGAUCCUCAAUUCAGGAGAGGGCAAGGAAGUAGAUAUCUUACGAAUGCUCACCAAGGCCAAAGAUGAAUACACAAAGUGUAAAACCUGUUCUGAGCCAAAACAGAUAGCCAGCUCAUCUGCCAUCUACGACAACCCCAAUCUCAUCAAACCAAUUCCAGUGAAGCCCAGGGAGACUCUGCCACAGCACAUACCUCAGCCCAGCCAGACUUCAGACGCUGAACCCCAACACUUAUCAUUGAUGGCUCUCUUUGGGAAGCAGGACAAGGCUACAUGUCAGGAAAUUUUGGAGACUCCACAGACCCUCCACCAGCAGCAGCAACAGCAGCAAGAGAAGCUUUCAGGCAGGCAGGGAGUUGCACGGUCCCUGUCCUAUGAGGAACCGAAAAGACACUCACCUCCCAUUGAGAAGCAGCUCUGUCCAGCCAUUCAGAAACUCAUGGUCAGGAGUGCAGACCUCCACCCAUUGUCAGAGCUGCCUGAAAACCGGCCCUGUGAAAAUGGCAGUACGCAUUCUGCUGGGGACGUUUUCACUGGACUUGUCCAGCGUGGGUCUCCCCGUAAUACUGGAACUGCUCAUCAUGUGCAAAGCAUUUCCAGAACUCAGAACCUGCUGGAGAAGCUUCAGAGUGCCCCAGGGGCAGUGAUGAAGUACGACCCUAGUCCACCAGGACCUGCCAUCUCAACUGCCCCAAACUUCAGCAGAGCUCUCACUGACGCCAGCCCUGUGGCCCCAGUGAAGGGUCUUGCCCAGCCCCAGCUGGUCUAUUUCAGUGGCUCCCUUCCUGCUCAGACUCCAGGCCAUCAGGCUCCUGGGAAAGAACAGUGCAUUCUCCCAAGACAGGCCCUUCCCCUCCCCUGCAAUCAAACCAGCAGUUCUGGAGUGGUCUCCCCUCAAGAGUUACUAAAGAAGCUCCAGGUCGUGCAGCAGGAGCAGCAGCUGCACGUAUCCACCCGGCCAGCCUUGGCAGCGAAGUUCCCUGUGAUGACCCAGAGUUCUAGAACAGUGAAACCUUUGGAAUCCUGGAUCGACAAGACAUCCAGCACCGAAAAGCAGACUCCACUUUUUCAGGUCAUGUCACCUCAGCGCCUCCCCGGGACAAGGGCUCCUUCCCUGCUCAUGUCCCCCAUGGUGUUCACGCAGUCCACCUCUGCCCCACCAAGCCAAGAACCGGCUGCCACCCCUACCGACCUCCUCCUGCCUCUGCAGCACCCGGAGCCCCCUGUGAUCACCAGCAGCCCCCUUACCAAGCUACAGCUUCAGGAAGCCCUGCUGUACCUCAUUCAGCUAUUCACGGAAAACAGGGAGCGUGUCCCUGGCGUGAUGACCCUGCUGCUGAGCCCGUGUGUCGCAGGCAGGCCAGCCACCAGGGGGCAGUGUCAUCCCACAAACUCACCUCCAAAGCCUCAUGAGCCUUUGGAGGUAAUGAUGGUUUUCUUUUCCCAAAGAAAACUUUUCAUUUGUAAAAUUACAGUUGGCAUGUUUUACCCAUGUCUUUAAAGGGAAAUUAUUUCUGAAGGUAUUUAUAGCUAGUUCCUAGAGGAUGGUUCUUCUAAGAGUCCACAAAUGGCCCAGAUUUCCAGCGAUACUUCUUUGUCCCAACUCAUGUAAUUUCUUUGGACCCAAGCAUCCA
This is a messenger RNA of Choloepus didactylus (southern two-toed sloth), 2077 nucleotides long. RefSeq names its product decapping mRNA 1B (gene DCP1B). Bases 1 to 1944 code for a protein of 647 amino acids. The transcript has 9 exons. NCBI's taxonomy places the organism in Eukaryota, Metazoa, Chordata, Mammalia, Pilosa, Megalonychidae. Gene Ontology annotation, cellular component: P-body. Gene Ontology annotation, molecular function: enzyme activator activity; mRNA binding. Gene Ontology annotation, biological process: deadenylation-independent decapping of nuclear-transcribed mRNA; positive regulation of catalytic activity; deadenylation-dependent decapping of nuclear-transcribed mRNA. The record is from RefSeq and is a predicted model, not a curated record.